AUGGAGAGUUCAAUCCCACUUCACUCCUUCGACAACACUCACUUCCUGCGAAGCUUGAUAAUAUGUAUGACUUUCCAUUUUGAUGAUACCUUCAACGUGGACGAGCUCCAUGAGUCCUUGAAAGCGCUAUUGCAAAAGGAGGAUUGGAAGAAACUCGGAGGUCGAAUCUUGCAGCGCGGAUACAAUCGCUAUGGCGUCCGCCUUGUACGGCCAUAUGAGUAUGGUCGCGUUUCAGUCCGCUUUAGCGAGGCUUGUUUCAACAUGUCGAUCAAAGAUCAUGCACUGGCCUCGAAAAUGUUCCAUCAGACAGAUGGGCCAUCUGUCCACCCUGGCGUUGAACAAAUUCGUCCGCUCUGCACAGAUGGCAAUGGCGCUACAUCUUUCAAAGAAUACAUAGGAAAGAGUAUCCCCCAGAUCUCUCUACGUGUCGUCACCUUCACAGACGGAACUCUCAUUUCUGUCACCUGGCCACACACCAUGACUGAUGGAAGAGGCUGGGCCGACGUUUUCCGGGCUUGGUGCGCAAUGCUGGCUAAAAAGCCGGCGUCCAUCCCACGGUUCAUGGGAUACGACUUGGACAAUCUGGAGGAGUUUGGCUUUGAUCAGGAUAUUGAACGAUCAGUCUUAGAACCAGAGAAACGCCCCCUAUCUGCUCUGCCUGCAAGACUUGUACGGCAAACUGCGAAUAUUUUCCUUGAUCACAAGAUGGAAUCUCGCGUCUUCUGCCUUCCUGCCGACACAAUCGAGGAGCUCGACAGCAAAACGACCGAUAACAUGACCAGCUUUUACUGGGUGACCGAGGCCGAUGUUGUCAAGGGGUGGGCCACCAAUGUGAUUUGCUCACAUAUGGGGUCGUCGAAUCGUCGUGUCUGCAUUCACAGUUUCUUCGAUCUGCGCGACAAACUAACCGACAGGUUCCCUGCCGUCGGCGCGUUCAUCCAGAACGCUACAUUCCCUUACCUCACCCAGCUCCGCGCCAUAGACCUCGUCCACGGCCCAUUCGGAGACACGGCAGUUGCCGUGCGCAAGUCGUGCCUCCAGCAGGGAACCCCUGAACAGCUCGCUGCAACCGCCAAGCUGCUUCGAACCUCAGGCAUGCGGGACCGAUAUCCAGUCCUGGGGGACCCCGACGGCUAUCAUGUUUACUUCCUGGAUUGGUCGAACAGCGGACUGCUGAACGCGAUUGACUUCAGUUCAGCUGUAGAGGAGUCCUCCGAUGCCGAUUCCGAUGACACGUCUAUUCGCCCGGCUGGGGACGACAAAGACAAGGCAGACAAAGGAAAACCCAGUCACUUCCAGGUCGACAUCGUCAGUAAGAGUGAUCUUUAUAGGCAGGACGUCUUUAACCUCUACGGGCGGGAUCGCGGUGGCAACUACUGGUUCGGCGCGGUCUUGCAUCGCAAGGCCAUGGGCCGUCUGGAAGCGGAGAUGGCGCGGUUACAGCAUGCGCGAGCUUGA
Messenger RNA from Talaromyces atroroseus, 1458 nucleotides. RefSeq lists its product as hypothetical. NCBI's taxonomy places the organism in Eukaryota, Fungi, Ascomycota, Eurotiomycetes, Eurotiales, Trichocomaceae. Bases 1 to 1458 code for a protein of 485 amino acids. The record is from RefSeq and is a predicted model, not a curated record. The transcript is spliced from 2 exons. Gene Ontology annotation, molecular function: acyltransferase activity, transferring groups other than amino-acyl groups.